CAACACGGCUACUUAUUCAUCCACCUCGAUAGCUUGCUAGGCAACAUGAAACCGAAAUAUUGAAGCUCUUUAGCCCAUUCUUGUGUAUAUUAGUCUCAGUGUUUUAAACUCAAUUAUGUUAACGUAUCAACUGCUUAAUUGUAACGUCAUUUGCAUGUUAAAUGUGUUAACUUGAUAAGAUUGAUACUGAGCCCGGCACUAGGCUUGUCUCUAACGCUAACCAGCUAAUGCUAUUUAGCGAACUAAUAUCCCCGACCAUGAGCUCACUAAGCUACUUCUCCCCUGCAAAAGAGGUCUGCUGGACUCAGAAAGAAGCUCUGGGGCUGAACAUUGUCGUAAAAGAGGAUGAUAUUACAGUGAAAGGAGAGGAAGAAGCUUUCAGAAUUAAAAAGGUGGAAGAGGAGGCUAUCGUAUUAAAAGAAGAGGAGGAUGUUACAGUGAAAGAAGAGAAUGAAACUUUAGGAGUGAAAGAGGAAGAGGGGAUACAGGCUGUCACAGUGGAAGAGGAGGUAGAAGCUUUCAGAAUGAAAAGGGAGGAAGAGGAGGCUGUUUCAGUGAAAGAGGAACCUUUUGGGGAGGAAGAGGAGGCUGUCUCAAUAAAAGAGGUUGAAGCCGUUCUGGGAGUGAAAGAGGAGGAGACAGAAGUUCUGAUUAACACCAGAGAGAGACAUGACUAUGGUGGAUCCUCUGGGGAGCCUCAACAACGUCCUGAUGCUGACGAGGCAGAGAAGAGUCUCUCCAGAUCAGAACACCAGAUGGACAACGCUAGCCCUUCCUCCCUCCCGGAGUCCCUGUGUCGUGCCUCUCCCGGUAGCACCUUACUGCUGGGUAUGAAGAGGUUGUCUGUGCUGCUGGUGGACUGCAGGAAAACAACAGGGCUGAGUGGAACUGUGAGAGGAGGAGAAGAGAAGAAAGGAUCAGAUUUGACACAUCAAAGAGAGAGAUCAGACUCUCACGUUGACAGCGGUACGAGUCCUUCGGGGGAUCCGGACCCAGCGGCGUCCAAACCAGCUGGACGACACCACUGCGCCCAGUGUGGAAAGAGUUUUAACCAUUUAGGGAACCUGAAAACGCACGGGAGGACACAUACGGGAGAGAAGCCGUACCACUGCCCCCUGUGUGGAAAGCGAUUCACCCAUUCAGGGAGCCUGAAAGCACAUACGAAAAUACACACAGGGGAGAAGCCUUAUCACUGUUCUCAGUGCGGAAAGAGAUUUAUCCAGUUAGGGAACCUGGAAUCACACGAGAGAACCCACACAGAAGUAAAGAGGCUUUUUCACUGUUCUCAUUGUGAAAACACUUUUAAGAAUUUAGGGAACCUGAAAGUGCAUGAGAAAUGCCACACAGGGGGGAAGCUUUUCCGCUGCUCCCAGUGUGGAAUGAUAUUUACCCAGUUUAGGCACCUGACAGACCAUGAGGUAACACACACAGGGAAGAUGCCUUACCACUGCUCCCAGUGUGGAAAGACAUAUUUCACGUCACAUGCACUUAGUCUUCAUGAGAGAACACACACAGUGCUCCCGCCCUUAUCUCAUAUUUUUGACUGAAAAAUCGUGGUUUUUUUUGUUGGUUUAUGCCACAUGAAAUCAAAUUGUAGAAAGUAUACUCGACAACGACGACGAAACAAAUGUUACCCUCUGUUUCUUCUUGA
Oncorhynchus masou masou (cherry salmon) is the source of this 1651-nucleotide messenger RNA. RefSeq names its product zinc finger and SCAN domain-containing protein 2-like. Lineage: Eukaryota; Metazoa; Chordata; Actinopteri; Salmoniformes; Salmonidae. Gene Ontology annotation, molecular function: RNA polymerase II cis-regulatory region sequence-specific DNA binding; DNA-binding transcription factor activity, RNA polymerase II-specific. Gene Ontology annotation, biological process: regulation of transcription by RNA polymerase II. The record is from RefSeq and is a predicted model, not a curated record. The transcript has 4 exons. The coding region runs from base 228 to 1547 and encodes 439 amino acids.